UUGAAUGUGUCUGUUAUCUGCUUCAGGGCUGAGGCUGCUCUUUGUGCCGGUAGGCAGUCUGCACUUGUUCCUUUCAGUCCUGGCAAGAAAAAGUAGGAAUUCUAAAAAGCAGCAAUUAUCCCUCCUGGUUCCUUUGUACAGAGCUCUGUAAAUAAUUUAUUUGGAUUUGAGGGCCUACAGACUGAAAAACAUAUUGAACCUUUUGGUAACCAGGCGAAUUCCGCAUUCAGAACUUGAAUGCAGUGGGUAAGAAAGACUGUUUCUUUGAAAUCAGAGAAGACAGAGUGACCUAAGAGCUGAGGCGUGAGUCUGGAGUUGGGCAGAUCACAGCAAGAAGGAAGUUUUUUUUUUUUUUUAAUGGCACAUAAGGAUAACUCAUGAAGUUUACUGGUCCACAUCCUUCUCCAUCGCGUGGAGAAUUUUGGAACAGCUGGCUGCAGAGUUGGAAGACACUGAACAGGGCUGAGCUGGGGCGCUUCCUAAGCCCCUCCUGCUGCACUCAAUACCUGGGUAAAACAAAGAAAAUUGUGUUUGCCAGGCUCACUUGCUGAAGUCACAAGAUUCCGAGUAUCAUGCAGCACUCUGGAAUGCUUGCAAAAACUCAGAAGGGGCUCACCGCAAGCCACACAGGAACAGCUGCUCACCGGACUUUUCAGAUAAAGACAUUUAGCACAGAGUUGAAAAACCAUGUGAUGGUCAUGGAUUUCGUGAAGAGUAACUGGUUUCCCUCGCAGAGAAGAGCUAAAGUUUGUAUCAUCCAUAUGUGUCAAGGACUCAAGACAGCUGAGCAACCAGCCAGCAGAUAUGAGAUCCACAGUCAGUUUUUCUCACCUGCCAAAGAUCACUCUGCCUGGGAAAGAAAUGAAAGUCUUUUGAAUACAGGAUUACAGGACAACUAUUAUAGUACAAAAGAUCAAAUUUCCCUUAGAACUCUCCAGUCUGAUGUUACAGAGAGGAAAUCUAACUUCACCAAGGAAACUCUGGCAUCACAAAACACAAAAAUGAUUUCAUCUAUAGUCAUUUCGCAACUGAUUGAUGAAAACAGAUCAAAAGAAAAUGCGACUGCGUUGCCACUGCCCUGUGCCAUGGCUCAGCCUCGAGCCUGUCCCACAAAGCCUGCUUCAGCUCACCUCAGCCGCGUCAACAUCCACAGGGCAUUUGCAUUACUUCCGGACAGACUAGGAAUCCCUACGCAGUCAGAUGGAGGAGGACCACAGAUAGAUUUGCUGCCUUCAGGGCAGAGCGCAUGUGGCCAUCCCCGCCAAGGAUUUGCGUCCAUCACCAUCACGGCGCGGCGCGUGGGCCCCUCGGCUGGCGCCCUGGUGUGGGGCACUAUGGGGGACUCUUUGUGCCCCAAGUGUGGGGCCGAGGAUGCUGCGAGCAGGAGUCCCUCAGCCUGGACUGGUGGUCCCCAAUCACAUCCACACUGUGGACCUCUCACCUGCACAGAGUUCUCCAGGAAAGGUUCUGAGGUGAGGGUGAAGACCCCCGAGGCUCACGUGCGGAGGUGUGCAGGUCACGAGUACUGGGUCACACACGUGGACAGCAAAGACAGCAAUUUUUCUCCAGACACCCCACCUUCCGGAAAGGACCCGCUGGUGUUUACUUCCUGUGUCCGCCUCCGUGUGUCUCGGCAGUGUCCCAAUUCGUUCUACUACUUGAAUAAGUCUCUUUCUGUCCCAGGGGAGCAACCUCAAGUUGUCAGUCCCCAAAUGCACAGAUCAGUCCUAUCUCUCAACCUCAGUUGUAGUUCCCACGGUCUAACAGCAGAUGGAGUAGAUGGCAUAGCUAACGGAGAGCCAAUAAGCAGAGCCCUGAAGCAGGAGCUCAUCCAGGGAAGCCAGCACCUCCUAGGCUCGCCCUGGAAUCCAGCUUUGCCGGAAAGUCACUCGAAGGAAAAUCCUUCAUUGGGUCCUGGACGUUUGGGGACUGGCACAUGUCCUUGGAGUGACUGUCCUUUACUGGAAAAUACUGAAAUUGCAGAUGUGGAAACUAACCAGGUUCCUGUCAGGAAAGGAAAAGACCACCAUGCAACUUGUCCUGCCAGCGGUCAUGACAACCAACUGUCCAUUCACAUUCCUGGCUGGAGUUACAGAGCGGUAGAAACAAAAGUAUUUUCUGGAAGCAACAAGAAGCAGCAAGGAGAAGCACCAGUGACUCUAUCCGCUCCUCCAGUGAAACAGAAGCCCAUUAAAUGGUUCCUUCCUGACGAGGACAGUUCCCAAAAUGAUGGCUGUCCAUCUAGUGACCUUUCUAAGCUCACAGAGAGACGACCUCCAAGCCUCCUGAGACCCAGAGUUGCUUUGCCUGGGUUCCUCUGUCCUUUUAAAGAUUCAUGCACCUUUACACAAGAAGACAGUGGUGCUCAAAUAGAAACAGAGCUCCCCAAAGGAGAUUAUACAUGCUGUGACUUGGUUGUAAAAAUAAAGGAAUGUAAGAAGAGUGAGAAUUCCACCACUCCUCCUGAGGUCUCACCAGCAUCUCCCUCACCAACCCUUCUCAAGGGACCGGAAGCCCCUGGUUUGUCAGAAGACAGUCCUCAUCCUCAGGAAACCCCUGCAAACCCCUUGACCUUGCAGGAAGCUCUGGAAGUCCAUAAACCUCAGUUCAUUUCUCGCUCACAAGAAAGGCUGAAGAAGCUAGAACACAUGGUACAACAGAGAAAAGCACAGCGGAAGGAGAGCCUGGGGCAGAAGCAGAGUCUUCUUCCUGUUCGUGCCAACAAGAAGCAAUUCACCAUUCCCCAUCCCCUUAGUGUGAACCUUUUUCACUUUGGGAAGAAGCAGAAGCCCGAGGCAGUGAAGGAACUUAUGCAGAUAACUUGUUCAAACCCAAAGAAAGGUACAUUUCAGAGAAGGAGAUGCACAUGCGAUCUAAAAGAAUCUAUAAUAACUUGCCGGAAGUUAAAAAGAAAAAAGAAGAACAAAAGAAAAGGGUGAUCUUACAGAGUAACAGACUCCGUGCUGAAGUCUUCAAAAAGCAAUUACUGGACCAGCUUCUUCAAAGGAACGCAGUGUGACCUCAGGCUGCCCUGCUGACCACCACCCGGACCUGGAAAGACUUCAAACACCGGAUUAGCCAUUAAACUUACCAUUAUCUUCAUGAAAAUACUUAUUUUGUUUUUGAUUUUAUUUUCAUAAAGGAAAAUACCACUUUUUCAGUGACUGACCCAAACAAACAGAAAGGGUUAUAAGUCAACAAUCUUGUGGCAAAAUCAACUAUAGACUUACUCCUCUCAAUUUUUGACUUUGGAGUUUUAUCUUUUAAUUCUGAUGUUUCCUCUCUACCCUUAUGACCCAAGCAGAAAGUCCUGUGCACUCAAAUGUGCUUAGAUCUCUGAGGAAUAUUUUUUCAUCAAACUUCUGGGAUUAGAAUCCAUCACUUUUAAAAGGCAGUCCCAACACCUGACAGUUCUGCAACUUCAUAAUGUGGGUCAUCAGAAACUGUCUUAAAAUGUACAUCCUUUGAUGCCAGAGGCUCUCUUUGGGAAUCAGCAUGUCAUACGCUGCAGACUAGAGCAGGCAGAACAACAGAGAAGCCCUCAGCUGCUUCUCCACUGCCCUGUGCCCAGCUCUGUCUUUUCAGUGGGAGUUUUGAGGGCAGAAUUAGCUGAAUAAAUGUGUAGGGGGUGUCAGUGCUUACCGCAUCCCAACCCCUCUCCUGACAGAAGUUGUGCUCCUAAAAUGGCCUAAUGGCUCCAACUCUGCUAUUUGUUUUUCCAAACACUUGCAGUAUCUAUUAUUUAUAAACGUGUAUCUGGGGAGUUGAGAACUAGAUUUGACGAACAAAAAAUUGAAAUAAAUGCAAUUAUUCAAAUA
Messenger RNA from Cavia porcellus (domestic guinea pig), 3818 nucleotides. It is a transcript of the gene CUNH10orf90, whose product is annotated as chromosome unknown C10orf90 homolog. NCBI's taxonomy places the organism in Eukaryota, Metazoa, Chordata, Mammalia, Rodentia, Caviidae. The coding region runs from base 573 to 2939 and encodes 788 amino acids. The record is from RefSeq and is a predicted model, not a curated record. Gene Ontology annotation, molecular function: microtubule binding. The transcript has 11 exons.